AUGUCUUCAGGAGGACAGCUGAUGAGCAGCAGAUGCUCCUCACCCUGCGAGGUGUCCUGCCCAGAGCCCUAUGCCAACGUCUGCAGCCAGCCCUGUGUCACCUCCUGCGGGGACUCCCGUGCCGUCGUCUAUCCCCCACCUGUGCUCAUCACCUUCCCAGGCCCCAUCCUCACCUCCUUCCCUCAGGAGAGCUUCGUGGGCAGCUCGUUCCCAACACCCAUCGGGGGCUUCUCGGGGGCACUGGGAUCCAGUGAAUCAGGGGGCUCCUAUGGUGGGGGCAGCUCCUAUGGAGGGGGCAGCUCCUAUGGUAUAGGGGGCUCCUAUGGAGGAGGCAGCUCCUAUGGAGGGGGCAGCUCCUAUGGCAUGGGGGGCUCCUAUGGAGGGGGCAGCUCCUAUGGAGGGGGCAGCUCCUAUGGCAUGGGGGGCUCCUAUGGUGGGGGCAGGUCGUUUGGCUCCGGGGGCUCGUAUGGAGGCAGAAGAUCCAUCAUCUCCAGGAGCUGCUACGGAGGCGGAUUUGGAGGAGGCAGCUCCUACGGCGGGGGCUCCUAUGGGGGUGGGCGCUCCUUUGGCAUAGGGAGCUGCUAUGGAGGCAGCGGCUCCUCCGGGUUCCUCAGAUCUGGUGGGGGAAGCUGUGGUUACUUCUGA
Molecule: messenger RNA, 645 nt
Organism: Numida meleagris (helmeted guineafowl)
Lineage: Eukaryota; Metazoa; Chordata; Aves; Galliformes; Numididae
Product: scale keratin-like
Exons: 1
Coding region: 1-645 (214 amino acids)
Cellular component (GO): intermediate filament
Molecular function (GO): structural constituent of cytoskeleton
Source: RefSeq, a predicted model, not a curated record